AGCUAUGUAGAGGAGGAGGAGCAGCUUUGCAAAGAUCUUCAUCUUGGACGCAGAGAUUCUUUGUGUGGAGGAAGGAUAGAGAGAGAGAGAGAGAGAAAGAGAGAGAGAGAGAAAGGUGCUUACCAGGGGGAAUAUUAAAGAAGGAAGGAGACAAGUGAGGAAGAUCUCACUCAGUCACCCAGCAGAGCAGCAGGCAAGGCGAGCCGCGCCCGGAACGCAUCCCAGCAGCACGCUCCGCUCCCCGGCUUAGAGCAUGGCCAGUACGAGCAAAGCCACUUUAAUCUUGCUCGUCUACGGGAUCUUAAUGCACUACGGCGUCUUCUGCACACCCCUAGGAUUAAGUUACCCCAAAAUUAGGCUGGACGACAACGACGCCUUCGAGGACGGCAAUUCUCUAGGCGAGCUGGGCUUCGACGGCGACCACCUGGCGAUACGCAGCGCCGCGUCCUUGAACGACGACAACUACGCGCUCUAUUACCCCCCCGAGAAAAGAGCAGAAAGGCAUGCUGAGGAGGAGUUAGAUAGAGCCUUGAGGGAGAUCCUGGGUCAGUUAACAACGAGACAUUAUCUGCAUUCUCUGAUGACAAUUCGUGCAGGCGAGGAUGCCAGCAUGGAGGACGAAGUAGAACCUUUAUCCAAGAGACAUUCAGACGGGAUUUUUACCGACAGUUACAGCCGCUACCGGAAGCAGAUGGCGGUGCAGAAAUACCUGGCAGCGGUUCUGGGACGAAGGUACAGACAGAGAGUCCGGACUAAAGGACGCCGACUCGCCUAUUUGUAGUCACGCAGGCUUGUGUACACUAAAUUAUUAUUAUUAUUAUUAUUAUUACGAGGACCCCCAUCAUUCAGAUAUAGCUGCAGUGGAUUGUGCCUGUGUUCUUUCAACAUGUAUUUAUGUAUGAAGUCAAGCCAUUAAAAUUAAUAUUUUAUUAAUA
Molecule: messenger RNA, 935 nt
Organism: Nerophis lumbriciformis (worm pipefish)
Lineage: Eukaryota; Metazoa; Chordata; Actinopteri; Syngnathiformes; Syngnathidae
Gene: adcyap1b
Product: adenylate cyclase activating polypeptide 1b
Biological process (GO): neuron projection development; adenylate cyclase-activating G protein-coupled receptor signaling pathway; positive regulation of ERK1 and ERK2 cascade
Cellular component (GO): extracellular region; neuron projection; perikaryon
Molecular function (GO): peptide hormone receptor binding; neuropeptide hormone activity; pituitary adenylate cyclase activating polypeptide activity
Source: RefSeq, a predicted model, not a curated record